AUGUCUUCAGUUUGGUCUGAAUAUACAAUUGGUGGGGUGAAGAUUACCUUUCCUUAUAAAGCCUACCCAUCACAGCUUGCUAUGAUGAAUUCUAUUGUCAGAGGAUUAAAUAGUAAGCAACAUUGUUUGUUGGAGAGCCCAACAGGAAGUGGGAAAAGCUUAGCCUUACUUUGUUCUGCUUUAGCAUGGCAACAGUCUCUUAGUGGGAAGCCAGUGGAUGAAAGCUUAAAUAAAAAAGCUGAAGUACCAUCAUCAUGUUGUUGUGUAUGCCAUUCAAAGAAUUUUACAAACAUUGACUUGAACCAAGGAACUUCACAUCAUUUCAACGGUCCAAGUACACCACCUUCUGAAAGAAAUGACACUUCAUCAACUUGUCAAGGUUUUGUGUGGACAUGUUUUCAGCUCUUCCAGAUUCAAGAUCGACAAGAAGCAAUUGACUGGCUUCUUGGUUUAGCUGUUAGACUUGAAUAUGGAGAUAAUGCUGAAAAAUACAAGGACUUGGUACCUGAUAAUACAAAAAAUGCUGACAAUGCAGCUAAAAAUGCAGAGCCAUUGAUCAACUUGGAUGUAAAUAAUCCUGAUUUUAAGGCUGGUGUAAUGGCUUUGGCUAACCUUCUUCAGAUUCAGCAUCAUGAUGAUUACCUGGUAAUGCUUAAGGCAAUUCGCAUUUUGGUCCAGGAGCACCUGACCCAGGAUGCAGUUGCUAAAGCAAAUCAAACGAAAGAGGGCUUGCCUGUUGCUUUAGACAAACAUAUUCUUGGUUUUGACACAGGAGAUGCAGUUCUUAAUGAAGCUGCUCAAAUUCUUCUCUGUAAAUUCAAAGGUCAAAAUCAAAAGGAAAAUAUCCCUUUGAAAGACAAACCUGAUAGCUUGUUAGCAGGAGAAAUACUUAAUGGAAGAUAUGGAGUGAAAAACAGAUUUAAGCCCCCUGGUCACUGUUCCAGGUGUUGUUGUUCUACUAAACAAGGAAGCAGUCAAGAUUCCUCAAAUACCACUAAAAAGGAUCAUGGGGGGAAAUCCAAGAUACCCAAAAUAUAUUUUGGGACACGCACACACAAACAGAUAGCUCAGAUUACUAGAGAGCUCCGGAGGACAGCGUACUCAGGGGUCCCAAUGACUAUUCUUUCCAGCAGGGAUCAUACUUGUGUCCAUCCUGAAGUAGUAGGUAACUUCAACAGAAAGGAAAAGUGCAUGGAAUUGCUGGAUGGAAAAAACGGCACAUCCUGCUAUUUUUAUCAUGGUGUACAUAAAAUUAGUGAUCAACACACAUUACAGACUCUUCAAGGAAUGUGCAAAGCCUGGGAUAUAGAAGAACUUGUCAGCUUGGGAAAAAAACUAAAGGCAUGUCCAUAUUACACAGCACGAGAACUAAUAGAAGAUGCUCACAUAAUAUUUUGUCCUUACAACUAUCUUCUAGAUGCACAAAUAAGGGAAAGUAUGGAUAUCAAUCUAAAAGAAGAGAUUGUCAUUUUAGAUGAAGCUCAUAACAUUGAAGACUGUGCUCGGGAGUCAGCAAGUUACAGUGUAACAGAAGUUCAGCUUCGGUUUGCUCGAGAUGAACUAGAUAGUAUGGUCAAUAAUAAUAUAAGGAAGAAAGACCAUGAACCUCUGCGAGCUGUGUGCUAUAGCCUAAUUAAUUGGUUAGAAGCAAACUCUGAACAUCUUAUGGAAAGGGAUUAUGAAUCAUCCUGUAAAAUAUGGAGUGGAAGUGAAAUGCUCUUAAAUUUACACAAAAUGGGCAUCACCACUGCUACUUUUCCCAUUUUGCAGGGACAUUUUUCUGCUGUCCUUCAAAAAGAAGAAAAAGUCUUACCAAUGCAUGGUAAAGAGGAGGCAAGAGUAGUACCAAUUAUUAGUGCUUCAACUCAAAUAAUGCUCAAAGGACUUUUUAUGGUGUUUGACUAUCUUUUUAGGCAAAAUAGCAGAUUUGCCGAUGAUUAUAAAGUUGCUAUUCAACAGACUUAUUCUUGGAUAAAUCAGAUUGAUACUUCAGAUAAAAAUGGAUUCUUUGCUCUGGCAAAAAAUAAGAAACGUUCAAGACAGAAAAUUGCAGUUCAUGUGCUAAACUUUUGGUGCUUAAAUCCAGCUGUGGCCUUUUCAGAUAUUAAUGGCAAAGUUUGGACAAUUGUUUUGACAUCUGGGACAUUAUCACCAAUGAAAUCCUUCUCAUCAGAACUUGGUGUUACAUUCACUAUCCAACUGGAGGCUAAUCAUGUCAUUAAUAACUCACAGGUUUGGGUGGGCACCAUUGGGUCAGGCCCCAAGGGUCGGAAUCUCUGUGCUACCUUCCAGCACACAGAAACAUUUGAGUUUCAGGAUGAAGUGGGCGAACUUUUGUUAUCUGUGUGUCAGACUGUGAGCCAAGGAAUUUUGUGUUUCUUGCCAUCUUACAAGUUAUUAGAAAAGUUAAAAGAACGUUGGCUCUACACUGGUUUAUGGCAUAAUCUAGAGUUGGUGAAGACAGUCAUCGUAGAACCUCAGGGAGGAGAAAAAACUGAUUUUGAUGAAUUACUGCAGGUGUACUAUGAUGCAAUCAAGUACAAAGGAGAGAAAGAUGGAGCCCUCUUGGUAGCAGUUUGUCGUGGUAAAGUGAGUGAGGGUCUGGAUUUCUCAGAUGACAAUGCCCGUGCUGUCAUAACAAUAGGGAUUCCUUUUCCAAACGUGAAAGAUCUACAGGUUGAACUAAAGCGACAAUACAAUGAUCAGCACUCAAAAUUGAGAGGUCUUUUACCUGGUCGUCAGUGGUAUGAUAUUCAAGCAUAUAGGGCCUUAAACCAGGCCCUAGGUAGGUGUAUUCGACACAGAAAUGAUUGGGGAGCUCUUAUUCUAGUGGAUGAUCGUUUCAGGAGUAAUCCCAGUCGAUAUAUAUCUGGACUUUCUAAAUGGGUACGGCAGCAGAUUCAGCACCAUUCAACAUUUGAAAGUGCACUGGAGUCCUUGGCUGAAUUUUCCAAAAAACACCAGAAGGUCAUUGAUGUAUCCAAAGAGGACAGAAAGUUUAUACAGGACAGUGAGUCUACACUUGAAGUGACCCAUUUGAAGGACAAUAGUUUAACUUAUUUAUCAGAAGCGGCAAGUCAUCUAGCACCAGAAAAUCCUGGGAAAGGUGAAGCAAAAAUGUGUGUCCAAGAACAACAGUGUCCUAAAAUAACUAAAAGUCCAUCUCUACCAAGAGGUAUCAUCUCCAGAAAGGAAAGAGAUGAUCCUGUAUUAUUGGAAGAGUCCGCCCAGGCAGUGAAAGCAGAAAAAAUUGUGAUUUCCAGGUCCACAAGCCCAACCUUCAACAAACAGACAAAGAGAGCUAGCUGGUCUAGCUUUAAUUCUUUGGGACAUUGUCUUACUGGUGAAAUUCUGACUGCAGCACCUAAGUUCAGGUCACCAGAGGACUAUACCUCUAGUGUCUCCACUUUCAAAACAGAAAAGGGAUGUAAAACAGUUUUGCCACUCGUUGAUAAAUGUGAGUCCUCAUCUCUGACAGUAAACGCAUCAUUUGGACCAUGCCCUCAAUCAGAAAGCACUAUUUCUUCAAUAAAGAUUGAUUCUAAUCUUCUUAAAAGAAAUGAUUCCAAACAGCUGUUCUGCUGUGAAGAAGCCCUGGAUCCGGACACUGAAUUGUCUCUAGUUGGUGAAGAAGCUGAACUUCCCACUUCACAUAGAGCUUCUGAAACAGAAGCAGAGGAUGAAUCUAUCUAUUUUUCACCUGAGCUUUAUGAUCCUAUGGAUACAAAUGAAGAAAAGAAUGAUCUAGUUGAAAGUGAUAGAGACAAUAGAUUGGCUAAUCAUUCAAAUUGCAUUUUAGUUGAAGAUCUUUUUGAAAUUAGUACUAUGAAAGGAGUGGAUUCAGUCCAAGAAAUGAAAGCUGAGGAUUGCACAGACACAAAGUUGAAUAGACUCAUGCAUAUUAAAGAAAGUAAAAUCGAUACCAUUGGUAGUAAUGUAAUGUAA
Neomonachus schauinslandi (Hawaiian monk seal) is the source of this 3945-nucleotide messenger RNA. It is a transcript of the gene BRIP1, whose product is annotated as BRCA1 interacting helicase 1. Gene Ontology annotation, molecular function: DNA helicase activity; ATP binding; DNA binding. Gene Ontology annotation, biological process: nucleotide-excision repair; double-strand break repair involved in meiotic recombination. Gene Ontology annotation, cellular component: nucleus. Bases 1 to 3945 code for a protein of 1314 amino acids. The record is from RefSeq and is a predicted model, not a curated record. The transcript has 21 exons. Lineage: Eukaryota; Metazoa; Chordata; Mammalia; Carnivora; Phocidae.